AUAGGGAUAUAGACUUGUGCAAAACCAUAUUUCUGCCCAAUUAGCCCCUUCUAUGACCGCAAUGUAAUUUCUUUUUUUAUACGUAUCUAUCUUUUGCGCGGCAUACUACCCCCUUCUCUCCCCAUCUCUAUUUUUUCCAGCAUCUUAUUUCGGUUUGGCGACUUAGAUCAAUAUAAAUUGAUGCCGACGUCACCAUACGCCGGCUAUAGCGAUUGCGUGCGCCGAGUCCGAGUUCUCACGUUGAAUUAAGCAAAGCCAAAUGAGAGGCUGAUCAAUCGCUCUCUCUGUCUCGUUACGAGCAAUCAACUUGCACUGUCUGAAGGAAAUCAUCAAAUUUACGCAAAAGCUAAUUCAGGUGGAUUUUGCAUCGCUCAACGACGCACGAAGCAAUCAUUUUCUCAGUGGCUACGAGCGAUUGGAGCGAUGCUGCGACGAGUAAAGUAAACUCUACGCGCUCGUGUAGAUACUUCUCUCUCUUGCUUCACCUUGCGACACGCGUUCGAAGGUUAGAAAGAGAAAGGUUAGCAUUUCCACGGUUCGUCUCUUUCGCUCUUGAUCGCCGACGCGAUAUAUAAUGCACGUAUAUACGCAUAUGUACGUACACAAGGAAAUUGAUCAAUCGGGUUUCUAGAGUCGAGAUGCUCGAGGAAAUCUUGGGAAGUACGGUUUCACGGUUAUCGGUCGUCGUAGCCUCGCUGCGUCAGUUGGCACCACUGCCAGUACUCCCUCUUGCUGUAGUUUUCAUUGUUGCUGUUUUGUGUGGCCGGUGUGUUUGCUAGUUUACGUUUUUGGUUCUUGGUUGUUUCUCUCACGGUAGAACACCUUUCUCUCGAGACCGCCCGAGAUUUACGCGACGUGAUCCGCAGGGACCGACACAACUGAGAUAAUUGGGAGAAAACGCGGGAGAGAACCAGUCGGCGGCGGUUGUCGGUGGCGGCGAGGAAGAUGGAAAAUUUGGAGGAGGUGUUGCAGGCGCUCGACGAGUUCCAGAAGAUGCGGCCGACGGUGAUCCCCCAGGAGCUGGAAGAUUAUCUGUGCUGGGUCGCGAAAACCGGCGACCCGAUAUACCAGUGGUCCCUGAUCAAGACGCUUUUCAGGGAGAAGCUCACUCGUGUGAUGACAGAUUUUUACGAGAGCUGUCCCACCUUGGAGCUGGCACCCUGUCCGAACGUGGAGCACUUCAACUACGACACGAUGAAGAGCAACCUGCUCGAGAGAUUGGAGUCGUUCGCCAAUGCCCCGUUCACCGUCCAGCGGAUAUGUGAGUUACUGACGGCGCCGCGUAAAGAGUACAAUCGCGUGGACAAGUUUAUGCGUGCCAUCGAGAAGAACAUCUUGGUGGUGUCGACGCGCGAGCCCGGGCCCAUAGCUAGACGAGGUGAAACGGGGGACGGUAUGGUAAAUGGGUCAGUGGAAGAGGACACAGCCUCUGUUACUCAGCAGCAGCCACCACCGCCACCAUCACCUUCACCAUCACCAUCACCGUCACCCUCGCCGUCGCCGUUGCAGUCCUCACAGACACCACCGCAGCCACCGUCACAGCCACAAACGACGCAGCAGUCUGCACAGCUGACCUCUCAGGAUAUCGACAUGGAGUACUGGGAGAGGGAUUGCCCCUCGACUGUUACCAUCAGCGUACACACCGUUGAAAAUGAGCCACCGCUCUUGCACAACGUCAUAACGAGUGCAGCUUCCCCAGUGACCAAAAACGUGUUUAACGCAGAUGAGGCUAACCGGGAGAAGCUGGAGCCGGCAGCCUCCAGAACGGAAACCCCGCCAUCCAGCUUCAUCUCAGCCACUUCGGAUUUCUCUGCUAUAUCGAAUUUAAGUCCACAGGUGCAGCCACAUGAAUCGGUGUCAGCUGUACCCGCGCCUGCCGUUUCAGUCGUACAAAGUCUGCCGACCGUUGGAGUGAUCACCGAAGACUCGCCUGUCGCAGGUGGUGACACAGUGGCGGUUAUGAAUCAGGACAGUAGUUCUCCGUCUAGUUUGAGUCUGGAGAAUGAGGAGAGCGAGGCAGCAACGACGGCUGCUGCGACAACGACGAGCACGACGACGACGACGGUGGCGGCGGCAGCAGCAGCAGCAACGACAUCGAUAUCCACGGCGUCUACGACGACGGUAACGGUCGUGGCGACGGUAAUACCACUGACGACGGAUACUACGCGGAAGCUGCAAGCUGCUUUUCAAGCAAAACGCUUCGACUCUGGCGACAGCAAGUGUCUGGACAAAGCCGACGAGAAAGUUCCGGCCCCACCGGCGACGAUCGGCGUAGAAGAGGAGAUCGGGCAUUCCAUGAAAAACGGAGACGCGACGUUGACCAAGUCAAACUCCGAAGGUAUGGAUUCAAACGAGAUGUCUCGUAAUGAAAGUAGAUUAAACGAGAAUUUAUUACAAAUGGAUGUUGAGAUGAAACCCGACGUUUUGGCGGGCAAUGUCGAAAGUGUUACCGAAGAAAGAAUUUCUAAUGAGGCAGAGGAAGGUGCAGCGAUCCUUGAAGAUGUGGAUGAGGGAAAUCUGCGCUGCUCCAAGAGUGAAAACAUGAAAACGACGUUCGUCGAAUCUCAGCCCGUAGAAAAGGAUAGUGCGGUCACGUCUGACGAAUGCGCAGUUAUCGUAUCUAGUAGUGAUGCAUUAUACAGAACAGAGAAAACCGAGGCACACUCUAAAGGGACGCCUGCAAUAAUCUCUUCCAAAGAAAGUUUUAUACACGACCAGUCCAUGAGCCAGGAGGCCGAAGGUAUGGAAGUCACGAAUAAAGUUUUAGAAACCGCUCCUAGGGUAGCAUCUCCUAAGAGCAACGACGAGGAGGAGGAGGAAGCACAAGAUCCUGAAUCUAAUGCGGAUAACUUAAAGAUGGAAAUUACCAAUGGCAAGACCACCAUUGUUGAAUCCGUGAUGUCAGAUUCAAUGAGCGCCGUACAAAAACCUAAAGAAGCGAUAUCUGUAAUCGAAAAGCUCGAUUCCAUCUCGCCCAUUGUAGAAAUGAUGGAAAACGUUGAUAGUGUCAGUUGUCAGUCUCCGAAGAGUGACAAGUUAAUAUCAAGCAUUCAAGAUGAAAGUUUAGCAAGUGUACAAGGCAAUAAAGCAGCAGAAUGUAUUACGAUAAAAGAGAAUCAGCCUUCUGUAAUAGAAAGUGUAGCAUGUAGAAAAGAACGCGAGUCGGAAAUGAUGGAGGUUGACGACGAGGAGUCACUAUCAACGUUUCAACCGGACGAACAAAUGGAGCAGGAGACGAUGGAGGAGUUGUCGAAGAGUUAAUCUUGACUUAUGUAAUCGAUCGUACGUCUCUCUUUUCUUCUGUUUAACAUUUGAUAUCUAUUUUCAACGUAGAUGUCGAAAUAAGAGCCAACACAUAGGUAUCUUUGUGCAUGAACGAGAUGGUUCUCGUGGCAAACGCAGAGUAUACAUAUAAUUUCUAUAUGACGAUUAAUUAUGAAUUAUAAAAUUCAUGAAUAACCGUUAGGUAGCUCUUAAUUAAAUUUUUCACACGUAACUAAAGAUGACUGUUUGCCGUUUUAUUUAUUUUGGAUUUACCGUUAGACUGGAUAAGCUCUGAUGUUUUACUUAUGAAGAGAUUUAUCGAAACGAAUUUUCUAACUUUUGAAAAAAAAGAACACUGCCUACUCCCAAAAAAUUGUAAUACUGAGACCGCUUGUAUAGAAGCCAGAUUUGGUAAACAUUUCAAUAUGGAUUUAUACAGAUACCAUAGAUAUCUACUUAGAAUAAGGUUGUGCCUAUAACUGUUGUGUAUAUUGCGUAUCGGAUGAGUAUACUAAUGAUUAAAUUUUGAGAUAACGACGUAAUAAAUAUUCUGCUAAAGAUUCGAGCAGCGUCUCAUGAUCGGGGUAAAUGAAUUAGCCUUGGCCGUGAUUACACGUACACACCCACAUACACACACAGCCUUAUACUAAGUUUCGGUUAAAUCUCGAAAUAUUUCAUGAUUACGUUAAUUCCAAGAAUAUGUUCGAGAUUAAUCAGAGAUAUAUUCCUUACGAAACUUUGUACAACUUUGUACAUGCAUUUGAAAAAGUUAGAAUAAUGUUGCUUCGAAAAGGUAUCCAUCAAAAUCCUUGCUAAAGCCAAUUCAAGAUCGAUAUUCUGUCUGCAAUUGGGAUCAUUGUAUAAGUUUUGCUUCAUGAUUUUAUUAUUAUCGUACAAUGGGCAAUUUUCUCUUAUGAAUAUUUAUACUAUGCAGGAGAUGAAAGAAGAAAAAAAAAAGAGACUUGAAAACGACGUUCCGAGUAUGCGAGCUACGCGAAACGGCUCUUCGUGAUCUUCUUGUGAUCACAGAUACAGUAUCCUAAUUUUUCCAGUAUCCAGUUUCGUUGUUUUAUUAUUAAGUGAAGAAUGUGACUUGAAAACAAAAAAGAGACAGGAAGAUUCGAAAUGUCAAACGAUCAUACACAGAACAAAAAAAAUCUUAAAGCCGGCUCAUUGUAAACUGAUAGGAUUCAUCCUACUAAACUCGAUUCACAAAUACGUAGGAUCAUUCGAAUCGCUUACAAUUAUAUGUAUUUGCACAAAAUGUUUUCGCGCGAGUCUGGAAUCGAUGCGAAUUUAUUAAAUCAUUAUUAAAUGAAUACUGUAGGAAUGGGAUAUUAAUUUAAGAUUAAUAUAGUAUAAUACAUGAUACACGAAUGUGGAUAUUCGAAGAUAGCUGUGUACAUUAUUUUAUAAGAAAAUAUAUAAAAAUGAUUG
Messenger RNA from Ooceraea biroi (clonal raider ant), 4701 nucleotides. RefSeq names its product Protein phosphatase 4 regulatory subunit 2-related protein. The record is from RefSeq and is a predicted model, not a curated record. Gene Ontology annotation, cellular component: nucleus; cytoplasm; protein phosphatase 4 complex. NCBI's taxonomy places the organism in Eukaryota, Metazoa, Arthropoda, Insecta, Hymenoptera, Formicidae. Gene Ontology annotation, molecular function: protein phosphatase regulator activity.